Messenger RNA from Durusdinium trenchii, 737 nucleotides. NCBI's taxonomy places the organism in Eukaryota, Dinophyceae, Suessiales, Symbiodiniaceae. The record is from the annotation of a GenBank genome assembly.
AGCUCACCUCAUCAGCGCAACAGCACGCCCCACGGCAGCGCGGAACAGCAGCGCGGCGCGUAGUACACGGGGCGCCCCGUUCGGCCUCAUGCGACGCAUGGAAAGAAGACAGGUAUGGCCAGCGCUGUUGCUGCUUUCCGUUUCGUUUAGCUAUGCUUGGGCACCGAUGCCUAGGAGCCGAGUGCAGUUGCAAGCCUCACUGGAACAGGCAUCCAGCCAGGGGCGCUUGCCUCAACAACUGCUCACAGGAGUACUCUCACAGCCGGAGAUCUACCAAGAUUCGUUUCUGAUGGGCUUCAUCCGAGACCUCGGCGAUCGGUGGACCAGCUCAGCUUGGGAGCCCCAGGCCAGCAGCCGCGAAGCGCUCGUCGCCGCGGUGAGGAGCUUCAUCCAACGCGGCCAGCAGGAGAUGCAGUUGUUUAACAACUAUGUCGAGAAUGAGCUUGGGCGCAUCAUAGGCGAUCCCUACGUCUUUGACCUCCGCAUCAAAAUCUUGGACAACGGCGCUCGGAAGGCCUUGAAGCGUGCGGCGAGGCAAGCCAUGAUGGAUGAGAUGCUUGCCCAGAGCAAGGCCAAGCGCGCAGAGCGAGCAUCCGUCACCAACACCGCCUAGAGCGCACUGGUGGCGACGGAGGAGAUGUCAGGAGAAGCCGUUUGCUGAGCUCGCAGAUCGUUUCACCCUGCUCACCAUGGACGUCACCUGAGUUCCAAGCCUGCUGCCUUCCAGCCUGAAUAGA